GCCAAUCGCCUGCCUGCCUGCAGGUCCUCAGACUCGAGUCGUCCGAUCUCAGAUGCUAGCUCCGAUUGGCAACAUGAUCAAGCUGACCCGACAGCAAUGACGGAGCGAUGCUUGGCGUGCCUCGCGCUUCUGCUCGCGUCGGCAGUACUCGUGACGAGUGAAGUGACGAUCUAUGCCACGCCGACACUCACAGGCGCCGCGGCAGCUUCGGCCACUGCUGCGUCUCGCCAGCUCACACCGCCCGCUAUCCCUCCAGACCUGCCAAAGACGGUGGCAUAUUCAUUCGGGGAAGGCGUGCCUGUCGGGGCUAGCACUACCGUUCCUAGCAAUUUCUGGGGAUGGAGCAUCGAGCUCAGUGUCGCCUCACAGAUCCUGGGGAACUCGCCCGGCACCCUGCAAAACUCGCUGCUGAAUUAUUUAUCGAACUAUCAAGCUAGAGCACGCAAGGGGACAGUCAUACGGAUCGGAGGCAACUCGCAAGACCAAGCAGAAUAUCGACCGGCCCAGCCUGUCCCAAUCAUCACCAAUGGCACAGCACAGUCCUCUUCCUCUCUGCAAACGCCCUACCUCACUAUGGGCCCUUCCCUCUUCGAUACCAUGCUCAACAUGACCCAGCUCGUACAAACACAAUGGAUAUUCGGACUCAAUUUUGCCGACCCAGCCAACACGACUAACCCUACAAUCAUUGCGACUGCGCUCGAGGCCAGCUUGGGCGACAACCUGCUCGCAUUCCAAGUAGGCAACGAGCCUGACUUGUAUUCACAGAACGGAAAGCGGCCAGUCAAUUACACUAUACCCGAAUACAUCGUCGACUUCGGCGAGGAGAUCGAGCUUCUCAACGGAACGACUGCACCCACAACGAUAACCCAAGUCAACAAAUUCACCGGUCCUAGCGUCUGCUGCGAUUGGACAAUGACGGACAUUCUCGCCAACGGCUAUCUCGCCGCUUAUAGCACCAGCCUGGCCUCUGUCUCCGUCCAACAUUAUCCUGACAAUAAUUGCGUCGCUGUUGGCAAGUCAGAGGGCACCGCCGUGGUACCUCAGAAUGUACUGCAGAACUACCUCAACCAUACUGGCGCUACAUAUCUGCUCGACCAAUACAACACAGUCGUGCCCGUCGUGCAAGCUCUGUCGAAGCCGUUCCAUAUGCUCGAGACCAACACCGCAAGCUGCGGCGGCUUUCCGGGCAUCAGCGACGCCUUUGCUUCUGCUCUCUGGGCGGUCGACUAUGCCCUCCAGAUGGCCACGCGCAAUUUCACGCUGGCUUUAUUCCAUGUCGGCGGGUCUGCAGUCGUAUAUAACCCCUUCACACCGCCACCUACCGAUGCGCAGUAUCUCGGCUGGACGACUGGGCCGUUGUACUACGCCGGUCUGGCAGUGACGGAGGCCUUGGGAAGCAGCAGCGCAAGCCAAGUCCUCGAUCUCAGCUCUACCAUAGAUGACGUCCAGCCGGCUUACAUCAUAUACGAGGCCGGCAUGCCAGCGCGAGCUGUUCUGAUCAACUAUGUGACCGAUAACAGCGGGGCGAGCGAUUACACUGCGAGUCUAACCAUCAGUGGCGUUGGCGAUCAGAUCAACGUCAAGUAUCUGUCGGCUGCUUCCUCGACCGCGUUCGAAAACAUCACUUGGGCUUCACAGUCAUACGACAGCUACGAUGGCACAGCUCAGGGCAAUGUAAGCGUGACAACAGCACCUUGCACAAACGGCAUCUGCACCGUCACCGCGCCUGCUCCUUCCGUCGCAGUCUGCUUCUUCUCUGAUGCCAUCUUGGCGGACUCGACGCCGACAGAGACGGCCAACUUUGGCAGUGGGACUGCCAAUUCGACGACGCUGGCGCCUGCCGCGCUGGCCAGUAGCAACGGUAUGGGCGGAAGACUUCAGCCCAUUGGCUCAAGCGAUCGCAAGAGCGAUGCCGCCAAGUCAAUAGGGAAUUCAAGGACAUUGACGAUACUUUUGUGUUUCUCGCUGUUCCUCUUGUUGUAG
Molecule: messenger RNA, 1983 nt
Organism: Mixia osmundae IAM 14324
Lineage: Eukaryota; Fungi; Basidiomycota; Mixiomycetes; Mixiales; Mixiaceae
Product: glycoside hydrolase family 79 protein
Exons: 6
Coding region: 97-1983 (628 amino acids)
Source: RefSeq, a predicted model, not a curated record